Messenger RNA from Diachasma alloeum, 1193 nucleotides. RefSeq lists its product as uncharacterized. NCBI's taxonomy places the organism in Eukaryota, Metazoa, Arthropoda, Insecta, Hymenoptera, Braconidae. The coding region runs from base 564 to 1055 and encodes 163 amino acids. The record is from RefSeq and is a predicted model, not a curated record. The transcript has 3 exons.
CAGUUUUAUUUAAAAAAAUCCGUAGAUAAGCUGUAAAAUAUUUCAAUAGAAUCUGCCGAAACUAAUAGGAAGUUCAACGUUAAAAAAAUUAUAAAAACUCAACGGAAUUUUCCAGGAAAUUUGUUGGAUUUUUAAAAAAUCUAAUUCCGAUCUCAUUUCAUCGUCUUUUGUGUUAAAAAUUCAAAGUGUCUGUGUUUAAUUCAAAGAAUUAAAUCUUUUUCGAAGGGAAUGGAGUGCUGCAAGCGCCGGCGCAGCUGAAAAUCUAUUUAUAAUAUUCGGAAGAUCAUUCACGAUGGAAUAAAGCGCUGAAUCCACCCUGAAGCCAUUCUCUAUCAGUUUUAUCUCUGAAAUACUGUGCUCUCAGGGCUGCAUUCAAAAUUACAAAUUUUUACCUGUCUACGAGGCGUUGAGGCACAAGGCUUGCGACACAUCUGCUCCCGAUCAAUAAACAUGUGACGCGCUUUGUGUUUUCCCUGGCGUACAGUUGCUAAGACAGUUCAGCAGGACGAAACGAGCCUCGGUAAAUAAGGAUGAAAUAAACUGAGGGAAUUAUUGGGUGAAGGAUGAAAACAGCAACUACAAGGCAAAUAAUUGGCUGCAUCGGGAAAUGCCUGUCAGGUCUGAGUGUCGAUGAGCUCGAUGCUCUGACCGACAGCGUCCACAACACCCUGGGUCGUCAUCAGGGAAGAAAAAUAUUCAGGGAGUUCCUUCGCAAAGGAAAACGCCAGGACGACCUCAAAUGCUUGGACUUUCACGAGCAAUGCUGCAGAUACAUCGAAAAUGAUAGGGAUUAUGUUCUAUCCACACCAAACUCAAACGUGAAAAUGCUGAUAAACGACGUGAGUGAGGCGUUUGAUACUGCUAUCGAACUGGAGAGAAUUCCCGAAAUAGACAUGACGAUUUUGGACAAAUUCAACGAGGCCUUGAACACCCCCCGCAGAGAAGCCCUGCUGCAGGUUCUCGAGGAGACCAAACUGAGACUGGAAGAGCAUCUCAACGUAUCCCACAAGGAUUUCAGGAUUUAUGUUCGUGAGCCGUGUCCAAGCACGAGAUGAUUGAAAUUAAAAUAGAGAUUGUUACGAGAUUUAUGAGUUUAAUGAACAGCUAAUUGUAUUUUUUAAUUUAUCAUACAAUUAAUUAUCACGAGUGGAUGAAUAAAGGAUGAGGUGUCUCGACAAUGGAGAAAUAACAGA